AGCCUAAAGAUAGAAAGUUAAAAAUAAUUAAUAAGCAUGCGUUGCUAUCCGACCUCGGAUGUGAACUUUCGUGUUGAGUUCAGCGAUGGAUGGGAUAGAUAUUGUCGUUGGCUUAAUAAACAAUGGAAUUAUACAGAUUUGUCGCCCACAACAACUAUUGCCUAUUGGCGUGAUCUUGAAGGCGCAAAAAUUGAACAUAUUCUGAUGGCGGAUUUGUAUUUUGACAACUGGUUGAAGACGCGCUUGAAUGAGGGUGCAUGCUUGCCCUUAUUGUAUGCAGGUGGCAAUCGUUUUAUAAGGUUGGAAAAGGAUUUUCCAGCUGGGUUCAGAUGCGCUCCUUUGCCAAUGAAUCUUAAGGAAUACAGAGAAAUGCAGGCCAUAGUAAAAGGUAUUUAAAUCUGCUUUCGAAAGUUAAGGGAAAAGUAAUCUUAUAUAAUGAGAUUUUACAGUAGUUAGGUCAUGAUAUCAUUUACAGAGCACCGAAAUUGCGCUUAUGGAAACUUUGCAUUUAGACAUUAUUUCGGU
This is a messenger RNA of Rhagoletis pomonella (apple maggot), 525 nucleotides long. RefSeq lists its product as uncharacterized. The record is from RefSeq and is a predicted model, not a curated record. Lineage: Eukaryota; Metazoa; Arthropoda; Insecta; Diptera; Tephritidae. Bases 37 to 396 code for a protein of 119 amino acids. The transcript has a single exon.